CCGCUGGGAAGAGAAGGGUUGGCAGGGAGGAAGCAGAGAGCAGCAACCUCAGCAGCAGCGGGCCCGGCGGAGAACAGGAGCGGACCGGCACACCACAGACCCACGCUGAACAUCUACUCACCGCGGUUAUAUUUUUGAAAGAUGACGUCCAGGAAGAAAGUGCUUCUGAAGGUGAUCAUCCUGGGAGACUCUGGGGUUGGGAAGACUUCGCUCAUGAACCAGUAUGUUAAUAAGAAGUUCACUAAUCAGUACAAGGCCACAAUCGGGGCGGACUUCUUAACCAAAGAAGUGAUGGUGGACGACCGGUUGGUGACAAUGCAGAUAUGGGACACAGCCGGGCAGGAGCGGUUCCAGUCCCUGGGGGUGGCCUUUUAUCGAGGAGCCGACUGCUGCGUCCUGGUCUUCGAUGUCACUGCUCCUAAUACUUUUAAGACUCUGGACAGUUGGAGAGACGAGUUCCUCAUCCAGGCCAGUCCCCGGGAUCCCGAAAACUUUCCAUUUGUGGUCCUGGGAAACAAGAUAGACCUUGAAAACAGACAAGUCACCACAAAGCGGGCACAAGUCUGGUGUCAUAGCAAAAAUAACAUCCCUUACUUUGAAACCAGUGCUAAGGAGGCGAUAAACGUGGAGCAGGCUUUUCAGACGAUUGCACGGAACGCACUUAAACAGGAAACAGAGGUCGAGCUGUACAAUGAAUUCCCAGAGCCCAUUAAACUGGACAAGAACGACCGGGCAAAGGCGUCUGCGGAGAGCUGCAGCUGCUGAGGAGGGAAGAAGGCGAACCCGGAGUCCUUCACUAACAGAUAUCACACUUAGGCCUUCGAACACGAGACCCUUCCCCCCCCCCCCCCCCCCCCUCCUUCCUGCCCAGAGUGUAAAGGAUAAAUAUUAAUUGCCUGCACCCUCUCCCCAGGCACCGGUCCAGACGGAAACAGAUCACCUGUAUGAUAAGCAGAACACCAUCGUCACCCUUCUCUCUCUCCCCCCCCCUCCUCCUUUCCCUGUGGACUACGCGCCCAUGUUGGGUUAACCCUUGUCUUGCCAAGCGGCCUGCAAAGCGGUUAACACGAUAUACAUAUAUACUGUUUUGUUUGAACAUAACUUAAUUUUUGUGUCUUGUGGAGAGACGGGAUUUUUUUUUUUCUUUGUUAUUUUUACAGGUUUUUUUUCUUUUUCCUUUUUUGUGUGUAUAAUUAGCAUAUGACAUGAAGUUAAAUAAACCUUUUAACUGUUCCGUGUCCCAUGGAAGGCUCUCGCCAGGAAGGCUGCGUAUAUCCCCCCCCGGUCUUUCUUUGCAAGUUCAGCACCCAGGUCUUUGAGUUUUGUAUCGUAUCUGUUAAUCGCUUUAUUACUUUUUAACUAAUCCGAACUUUUUACAGAAUCCAUUUAUUAUUGUCAUGCUUCCUUAGAGCAGAAGUCAGAAAUCUUAUAGUACAUGUUAAUAUAUGCAACCAAUUAAAUGUAUAAAUUAGUGUAAGAAUAUAAUUUUUUAUUUUUUUUUGUUUCUUUUUUUGAUUUAAAGUAUUGAAGCACACGUAAAAUAACAUAAGGACGCCUCCUUAGAAUUUGCGUGCUUUGCCUGCAAAUGGUAAGACGCAGCUUAUGGCUUUUGUAGGAACAGGUUCCGGUGUCCAUCCUCCUGCACGCAGUUGGGGGGGGCAGCUACGUCAAUAUUUUGCCAAUCCCCUUUCAGUGGGACUGCCCCCGAGGAACAAGGCAUGCAGUGGAUAGGCCGAAUGUUGACCACCACCCCUUCCUCCUAUAAAAAUGGCUGCCUCCAGGGUAGUCAUUGGGUACAGCUGACACAAUGCUACUCGUUCCAUUUCACUAUCCACGCUGUCUAUAGCUCCAUGACUGCAGUUAGGGCUGUAACAAUGAUGUGAAUAUUGGACUUUAUUGUAUGGUUAAGUACAGGUAUUAUUACAUCUUAUCCUUUUUUUUCCUCUUUUUUUAUAUAAUCUUUGCCAUGUCUGCAGGGGACACUUGCUAUGCUCAGAUUUGGGGAGUAGAUUUUCCCAAAUAUCUUGUAGACUUUGAGUGCUAUUCCCAUUCUGGGGUGUAAUAUAUGUUUCAUUCCCUCCACUGGCAGGUAACAUGUAGAAUUAGAGCCCCUCCCCCUAUUCCUCAGCCCCUCCCCCGCGCUGUGGAUCAGAUUCUCGUUGGUAUAAAGCCUCCUUGGCAGUUUAGCUACCCUAAUGUCUCUGUUUUCUUGAGUUUGUAGCUUGCUCCCAUAUAGCACUUCAACCUUAUUUUUGUUCUAUUUUAUUUUUAUUUGAUUUUUUUAUUUUUCCUCUUCCAUGCAGUCUACAUCCUAAUGUGUAGGCUGGGUUCUUCUGUAAAGAUGAAAAUGAUGCCAAUAAACUUAACAAGAAAAGA
Molecule: messenger RNA, 2376 nt
Organism: Bufo bufo (common toad)
Lineage: Eukaryota; Metazoa; Chordata; Amphibia; Anura; Bufonidae
Gene: RAB7A
Product: RAB7A, member RAS oncogene family
Exons: 6
Coding region: 142-765 (207 amino acids)
Biological process (GO): phagosome-lysosome fusion; endosome to lysosome transport
Cellular component (GO): phagocytic vesicle; late endosome; lysosome
Molecular function (GO): GTPase activity; GTP binding
Source: RefSeq, a predicted model, not a curated record